Merops nubicus (carmine bee-eater) is the source of this 2529-nucleotide messenger RNA. RefSeq names its product KIAA0586 ortholog. Gene Ontology annotation, cellular component: centriole; ciliary basal body. The record is from RefSeq and is a predicted model, not a curated record. Gene Ontology annotation, biological process: smoothened signaling pathway. The coding region runs from base 1 to 2529 and encodes 842 amino acids. Lineage: Eukaryota; Metazoa; Chordata; Aves; Coraciiformes; Meropidae. The transcript is spliced from 17 exons.
AUGAAUACAGAAAGGGUGAUGACUAAGGGGCAGCAGAAGAGUAAGGUGACAUUUUCUGGCUGUAGUGAAGGUACAAAAGUCAAGUCAGCAAAGACACAGACUUGUUCUCAUAUACAGAAGGUGGUAACCAGCCCUAGAAAGCAGCAUCCUUUAUGUGCACUUGCCCAAGAAAAUCAGUAUCUUUUCAUUCCAAGUCGAGAUGUACCUUCUGCCUGUGGUCCACUUGAAGGUCAACUAAUUCCUAUGGCUAUUCCACUAGGUCAGACCCAACUCAGUGAUAUCUCACUGCAGUCUGAUGGACUAGUUAUAGGUAAACCACAUCCUGUUACAGUCACAACUUCUCUUCCUCAAGUGCCACCAAAACCACCACCAGCUGAGAUAAAAACCCCAAACAUAGCUGUAACAGAGAUGAGAUCAGAGAAAAAGGAUCCACCUCAACUCUCUGUGCAGGUGUUACCCAAUGUAGAUAUUGACAGUGUUUCAAGUGACAGUGUGAGUAUAAACCAUGUUCUUCCAGGCUCUGAACCUGCACUUCAUCCUGGAGAUGCUUUAAUACAGACUCCAGAAGAUAGACAUAGUGAGGAAGAAGAUGCAAAGCUUCCAGGAACUAAUUUCAUUGAUGUUACUGAUGCCAUGCAGGAUCAGGAAGAGGAGAGGGAUGAAAUUCCAGAAUUCUGUGAGCCUCUUCUGGAGCUUAAUGGACAGUUUAAAGUUGCCUCACCAAAAUACAAUGGUCCAUUGUUUCCUCCAGUGGCUUCUACUCCUCAGCAGUCUUCUGAUGUUGUGGAUGAACUGAUUCAAUGGAGAGAAACUAUAGAAAAUAGGUUGAUAAAUUGGGUGGAGCAAGAAAUAAUGGCAAAAGUUAUCAGUAGCAUGUACCCAGUUCAGAAGGAGACAGUGCCCAAUGUUAGCACCUCAGAGAGUGAAGACAGUGAGACUGUGACCUCUGACAUUGUUGAAGUUGCAGGUGGCAGAGGAUUUCAGCUCUUCAUCAAUGCUGGCAUGCCUGUGGACUCAGAGUUGAUAAGUCAUUUAGUAAACGAAGCUCUCAGUGAAACAAUUGCCACCAUGCUGGGUAAAAGGCAGGCUGAGAAACCAGCUCCUCCUGCAGACAUCCUUCCAAGUGCAAUGACUAUGAUGGAGUCUCUUGUGCCUACUCCAUUGCCAACACCUCAGGCCACACCACCGCAAACACCACCUUCAGAAAAAGAGUUGCCUCCAGUCAAAACUCCAGAGUCUUCUCCAGCUCCUACAGAAAGGAGUGGGGAUGUUCAUGAACAUGAAAAAAUUAAAGAAACAGGUGUUGAGAUUCCAGCUGCCACGAGGCAUGUUGGCACACCCGUGGUUACCCCUGCUAACACACCUCCUAGAACAACCACACCAAGCCCUCCUACCUCAGAAUGCAUCUCCAGAGAUGCAAAAAUGGAACAACCAAAGCCUCCAGACCCAUGGGAUGAUGCAGAACUUCCUCUGGAAGAAGAGAAGCCUAGUCCUUUAACUGAAGAACCACUCCAUCCCAAGGCUGUUGAGAUGUCAGUGGCUAAUGAUGAGGAACCAGAGGUCUUGAUUUUACCACCUCAGGAGCUGCCAGCAAGGCCCCUUGAGUCACUUCAUGGUGAUCCUGGUGAUCCAUCACCUGCACCCACAGUUAGUUCUGGGCAGUCCACGCAGGAAAGCAGCCUCACCCUCACAGAAACAGAAACUGCAGACAAGCCCAUCUCAGAAGGGGAGGUACUCUUCAGCUAUGGACAGAUGCUGGCUCCAAGAGGAGGAGGGCUGUCUCUUCCAAACGUUGCUGAGAGCUUAAGCAGUACUUUACAAGAUGCCAAUGAAAUGGAUUAUGAUCCUCCCAGUGAAGGGCAAGUGCUGAGACGUCCAGAUAAAGUCUAUCACAGAGAUCCUGUCCUGACUCUUUUAGCCAAAUUAAACCAAGUACCUGUUGCUGCAGAAGAAGAAAUGUACCAUUUGGAGGAUUCUGAGGAGAGUGCUGGGGAGCUCAGUGAAGGUCAAAGGCCGAGGCUGACCAGAGCAGCAGAGAGAAUCCUAAUGGGCCAUCCUCCAGUCUGUGUGGGCCAUCCAGCUGCUGGGACUCCUGGGAACAGACCACAGCCAGGCUUCCGGCCGACAUCACCAGGGCAGCUUGCCCAAACUCCAGCAGAGAUUCUUGGAGAUGCAGAUACAAGUCAUGGUCCAAUGCUUUUGGCUGAACUGGAAUCAGAACCAGUUUCAAACCCUGUUCUGCAAGCAGCCCAAUCAGGCUGCAGGGAGACAUCUCUCUCAGAGGAUCUGUCUCAGGAGGAAUUCCAAGGAGCUGCCCAGGUUGAGACUGUGAGACCCCGAGUUAUUCUUGUGAGAACCAAGUCUGAAGAGAUGCAACAAGAAGGAGAGGAUGCUGCCCCACAUUUGACUUCCCACAUUUCUGGAGCAAAGGUAUCAGUGGAGCUGCCUUCUGUGGACACAAAUAACCAAACAGAGAGUGUGAGUAGUACACGUGGCCAUUCAGAUUCUUCAGGGACAGAUACAUUUUAA